Molecule: messenger RNA, 1368 nt
Organism: Parasteatoda tepidariorum (common house spider)
Lineage: Eukaryota; Metazoa; Arthropoda; Arachnida; Araneae; Theridiidae
Product: nucleoside hydrolase
Molecular function (GO): hydrolase activity, hydrolyzing N-glycosyl compounds
Source: RefSeq, a predicted model, not a curated record
UAUUUUUAGACAGAGUUAAUUUUAUCGUUUGCAAAAUUUUCAUUCUUUAAGAAAAUCAAAUCAUUCUAUAGCUACCAAAGAGCUAUUUAAUUGUUUCUGUCAGAAAAAAAUUUAAGAGAAUUAUUCUUUACUUAUUAAACAAACUUUCAACAAAAAAGAUAUAGAAUCAAAUUUAUCAGUUCUGAUUAUGAUUUUAACAGAAUAGAAAUUGAUAAAAAAGAAGAAUGACUAAAGAUAAUUUACCCUAGAAACAGAAAGGCAUCCAUUUAUGAUUGGAAAACUGAAAAUAUUUUCCAUAAGAACUACUAUGACUCGUUUAGCGUCAUAAAGGUUUUCAUGAACAGCAUCCAUGACAGGCAGGGAACCAGAGUUGCUAAUUAUCGAUACUGAUGGUGGAGGGGACGAUGCAGUUGCAAUUUUGCUCGCUCUUUCAGACAAAAGUGUGGCGAAAACACUUGCCAUAACGUGCUGCUUUGGAAACACAAGUUUAGAUAAUGUCUGCUCAAAUAUCUUGAAAUUGCUGCACCUUUGCAACGAGAAGCAGAUUCCAGUGCACAGAGGCAGCAAAGGACCACUUUUAAAAUCUCAAGUCGAAUUGAAUGUGUUCGGAACAGAUGGUUUCGGGAAUGUAGCACAUGAAUUCUCGACUGGGAGUCUGGAAGAAUCUGACCUACCCGCAUCUUCUGCUCUGAUUACCCUAGCAAGGAAAUAUCCAGGAAGGAUACAUUUGAUAGCUAUAGGCCCUCUUACUAACAUAUCUAUAGCCCACAGGAUAGAUCCAGAUUUCACGAAGAAUCUGAAAUCCAUAUUUUGCAUGGGUGGAAACUAUAAAUGUGUUGGAAAUAUAAGUGAAGUAGCAGAAUUUAACUUCUACUGUGACCCUGAAUCAGCGCACAUCGUUUUAACUGAAGCACAGUGUCCAGUUACACUUAUACCUUGGGAGACAGUUCCGGAAUUCGGAAUCACUUGGGAUAUCUAUGAAGAACUAAUGGCAAUACAAACAACAAAAGCCCAGUUUGUGAAACGCAUCAACGAGUUCUAUGUGGUGCGUUCCAAGAAGAAAGGCAACAAACGAUACUGUGAUUGUGAUUUCCUGGCAGUAGCGUCCUUACUGUAUCCCGAAUGUAUAUCAAACAGCCUCGAUAGUGCAGUUGCGGUAGAAUGUAAUGGUUUUUACACUAGAGGGAUGACGAUUCUUAUAAGAGAAAACCAUCAUUCAGAUAAGUGUGGAGUUUCACUCAGACAGCGGAAAAUCAGAAUUAUUACAGGUUUUAAUGAAGAGGUCCUUAAUAAAUUGAGAUUUCAAUUGUUACGGUAAAUAAUUGUUUGUUCUGCAUAUUUUAACAAUAAAUUUUUAUUUAUACCGAU